Messenger RNA from Durusdinium trenchii, 3239 nucleotides. The record is from the annotation of a GenBank genome assembly. Lineage: Eukaryota; Dinophyceae; Suessiales; Symbiodiniaceae.
AGCCCAAAAAAGGGGGAAUGGCCAACCGUCCGAAGACCGGACGUGCACAUGGCCGUUGAGUUUAUGAGCAGAGUUGCGAAGUCACCGUGCUCUCUCACGGCAUGUCCGGCAAGACGUUUGGUCCCAGCAGCCGCGACUCCAGUCGUUCCCCUUCGCCAACCUCUACGAAGUCGGCCUCUCCCAAGGCAGUGGGACAAGUUCUCGACCGGAGUCCAACAGGCAACUCCAAACCUGACCUCCGAAGGAGUCAGUCCAGGAAGUCCAAAGGCCAAGGCAUCGCCGGAGAAGUCCAAGGAAAAGACCAAGGACAAGACAGAGAAGAACAAGGGAGGAAAAAGUCAAGGCAAUCCUGGCAAAGACAAGAAACCUGGGAAGCCAACUGGAGAAGAGUUUUAUUCUUCUAUCCCUGCGGGUACUCCAUUCGCCAAACUGGGCAGCCUCAAGGAUGUGGCAGCGGACCCUGAGGCCUUUCCAGAGCUUCUUGUACAGAAGUUGGAACUGUGCAUGCAGGUGUACAACUUCCAAAAAGAUGACUGCAUGCCGGAGAAGGAGGGGAAGCGCUUCACCCUUCUGGAGAUCCUGCAUUAUUGGCCAAGCAUUGAGAAGGAGGAGGUGAGCAAGACCAGAAGCAACAAAAAGUCACCUGCAAUAAGUGCUGAUGACGCCGUGAACUCCUCCACUGGUCCUUUGUUCAGCAGCGCAGGCACUGAAUCAUCGGAAGUCUCAGCGAAGGCGCUCACCACACCCGUGCUGGCUGCAGCCGUCAAGGUGGUGCGAGCCAAUGCCUUUCGAAGCAUGAUGCACAAAGAACGAACUCCCAUGGAUCUUCUGGAUGGUGAUGAUGAUGAGCCAUUAUUAGAGCCAACUUGGCCACACCUGGAACUGGUCUAUGAGCUGCUGAUGAAAAUUAUUUCAGCCAAGGAUGUGGACUACAGCGCUGCACAGAGUGCGGGCCUUGACAAGCCAUUUGUCAUUUGUUUAGUCAAUCUCAUGGACACAGAUGAUCCAAGAGAACGCGAGGUGCUGAAGAACCUCAUCACGAAACUCUUCAGCAAGAUUAGUAACUUUCGAUCCACUGUGCGUAAAUCGAUCCAGAGCUUUUGCCAGAGAGCCGUGAGCCUGGAACAUGGCGAGGCUCCUGCCUACGGGCUGUCAGAAGUGCUGGAGAUCCUAGCUGUCCGCAUCGUGAGUGGCUUCGCCACACCCCUGAGGAAGGAGCAGAAGGACCUCCUCACAGAGAUCCUGAUGCCUUUGUACAAGCUGGACUUUCUGGUUUCCUUCCACUCUCAACUCAAGGACGUGGUCCGCAUCUUCUGCAAGAAAGAUGCCACCCUGAUCAAACCUGUCGCCCAAGCGCUCUUGCGCUACUGGCCGCACUGUGCUAGCUCCAAGCAAACCAUCUUCCUUGGAGAGUUAGAAGACAUGAUCCACACCAUGCCUGCUGUGGACUUCAAGUCCAUUGGAGCAGCCUGUGCUCAACAGAUUUCGGCGUGUUGUGUGUCAUGUCACUCCGAGGUGGCUGAGAAGGCGCUGGGCAUUUGGCGUCAUCAGCCAACCGUGCGCUCGACAGUGCAGAACUGUCGAGAAGAGCUGCCCUUGGUGGUGAGCCGUUUGUACAGCAAUGUCACCCAGGCAUGGGGGCCAAAUGUGAUGUCCAAAACUAUGGAUGUUCUGAAGAAUUUCAUGGAGGCAGACCGAGAGCUCUUCGACAACUGUUCGUCCAAGCAUCGAAAGCAGGCAGAUGAAGCUGACAAGAAGGAUGCCAAGAGGGAACAACGUUGGGCUGCCCUGCAGGCGAUGCAUGAUCGUGCACACCCUGAAAGGGUGAGGUCGGCCGCAAUACAGACCAAGAGGCAAGACAGGGACAGGGAGGUCAAGGAGAGUGGCAGGCCACAACUGCUUGAGGAGGUGAUUUUAAAACCAGAUUCCAGCUGUGCCCUUGCGCUCAGUUGGGAUUGGGCUGAUGAACCCAUGAAGCAGCAACUGCUGCUCAAGGCGCUGCUCGUGAACACGGAUGGCAAGAUCGUGGAUGCGGUCCACACUCGGAACAUCACGUGCUUUCAGUCGGCGGUGAGGCUCACGGCCAGAGCACCGCCUCAGAGUCAGAAGGACGCUUGCUGUGGCACCAUAUGGGUAUCUUUGGACAUACUACCGGUGGAUGUGGCUAUGAUCAUCUAUGUGGUGACUCCGUCUACGCACACACUGCUAGGCGAAAUUGCCCACAACAUGUCUGUGGCAGUCGACUUCAACGGCAAUGCAAUGCUCGGUGAGAUCAAUGCCGAGCCGCCUCCAAACGCCAAGAUGGGAGUAGUAGCCUACUUGAAGCGAUUGGACUGGAGCAGUUGGAGUUUAGUUCCAAAGAUCGACUGGACACAUGCCGAGCACUUCAUGGAUGCUGGAGAGAUGCUGAACAAAGUGGUCAAGGAGGUGCUUCCUUCGAUCCCGAAGAAGCAGCGAGCGCAAGCCUCUUUCGUAGCGAUGUCGAAAGGGUCGGUGGCCGACUGCCCUGUCUUCCACACAGCGAAGGGCACACCCGCUCGAGUCUUCGUGGGCGUUGGCUGGGAUUUCUUCGACGACAAAACUUCAAAGAUUGACGUUGCGUUGGUCUUCUUUAGUAUGGAUGGUCACCAUAUUUCAACAGUCUCCAAGGAUGGUGAAACGAUCAAGGGAGCCUUCCACACAGGCCAUGGUGCUCUUUCCGCCGGAGUGUUUGUAGAAUUUGACUUGCUCCCGAUCGAGGUCUCCGUGGCGUUCCUCGUGGCACACGUGAGCACCGAGGGGAGUGACUACAGCACGGUCCAGCAGCCGCACUGCACGGUCAUUGAUGCCCAAGGGCGCGAGAUCUUGAGAUACUUCAUGCCCGAGGACAAGCGAAAGCCAUCUGGCCAAACUGGCCUCAUCAUGGCACGCAUGUUUUGGAACCAGUUCCACGAACGUUGGAGUUUUCAGGCAUUGGGGAACUACUGUGGUGGAUCCUCUUGGUCCGACUCAUUGGAAGACAUGAAAGCGCUGGUGACCAUUCCACCCAGUCAUUUUCAGACCUUGCUCAUUGAGGAUGAGGAUUCAGUGAUGCGGGGUGAUCAUCGUUCCACCACAGCAGCAAGUUCUUCAGCUCAGAGUGUCAUCAUGUCAUUGUGAGACCUUGUGAGAUGAGGCAAAGUAGGAAGGCAGCUCUCCCUGAACUCAGACUAUGUCAAGUUCACUUCUCACUCUGAACAACCCUCAAAGGUGGUCAAGAA